Messenger RNA from Xylaria bambusicola, 1053 nucleotides. RefSeq lists its product as uncharacterized. The record is from RefSeq and is a predicted model, not a curated record. Gene Ontology annotation, molecular function: protein binding. Bases 1 to 933 code for a protein of 310 amino acids. Lineage: Eukaryota; Fungi; Ascomycota; Sordariomycetes; Xylariales; Xylariaceae. The transcript is spliced from 3 exons.
AUGAAGAAGAUCUUUGCGAUGCUCCUGCAAUCUGGAGAGCAUAGCGAUUUAACACUCAUGUGCAAGGGCCGGGAAUUUAAAGUUCACAAGGCCAUCGUAUGCACACAGUCUCCCAUCAUUGAUAGAAUGAUCAAAAGCAAGCUCAAGGAAGCGCAAACCAACACGAUCGAAGUCAAAUUUGAACUCCACAUACUAAAAUGCAUGCUCAACUAUAUGUAUACAACCGAUUACAAGGUGGAACUUCCUUCUACCGAAGAGAAUUCAAAGCAAGAAGCUUCAGCGCAACCCGCCGCCAACAAACGAGUGCAAGUUUUCCCAACCACUGCCGAGGUUUUGCUCUACCACGCACAUGUAAAUGACAUUGCCGAAUAUUAUGACGUUACAGAUCUGGCUGUACUUUCAGCUGAGAGAAUUGCCUGCUUGCUUCAGAAACCAUUCUCAGCGGAGACCUUUUGCGACUUUAUCGAGAAGACUGAGGGUUUGACCGGAGACCAGAAUCUUCAACAGAAACUAACCGCAAUUGCUGCUUCGAAUAUUGUUGCCCUCUUGGAGAAAGAUUUUUUCUCUACUAAGGAAAUUGGGAACAAUAUGGCCUCUGGGGUCCUCCAGGGUGUUACGAAGCCGUUCAAAGCCUAUCAGGCUAAAGUGAUCAAACUUCAAGGCAAGCUACGAGCUCAAGACCUGGAAAUUUCGCGCCUUACGAAAUCCAGUCUUCAGCUACAUGAAAAUCUAGACGAGCUUGUCAAGGUUUCGACGUCUACACGCGCGUGUGUCAAGUCAAGUUGUAUGGUCAGAUUCGGAUCUAUAAUCGAACCACCCUCACAGAAUUUGGAAGGUCGUUGGAUGAUUCGCUGCGCCUCUUGUGGUUGUCGGUAUGUGUACAGCCAGGAAAAGAAGGCUGGUGUCAUUGCACCACCGCCGGCAAAAGCUUAGUGAACAAGCUACUACAGACUUGGAAUCAUACCUUGCACAGCGGAAUAAGCCAGGGAAGCAUCAACUGUGUGAUAAACAGCAUCAAUUCCUGGUUUCUGAGAACGUAAGCGGAGGAUGGAC